Messenger RNA from Bufo gargarizans (Asiatic toad), 4614 nucleotides. RefSeq names its product pre-mRNA processing factor 40 homolog B (gene PRPF40B). The record is from RefSeq and is a predicted model, not a curated record. The transcript is spliced from 28 exons. Bases 69 to 2762 code for a protein of 897 amino acids. NCBI's taxonomy places the organism in Eukaryota, Metazoa, Chordata, Amphibia, Anura, Bufonidae. Gene Ontology annotation, molecular function: protein binding; RNA binding. Gene Ontology annotation, biological process: mRNA cis splicing, via spliceosome. Gene Ontology annotation, cellular component: U1 snRNP; U2-type prespliceosome.
GCCUUUGCCAAUGGGUGUGCAGCUUGUUGAGGGGGCGGAGCCUGCGGCGGCUCACGGCUGGAGCAGGGAUGUCAGCACCAGACUCUGGAACAGCUCCACCUGGUCAGACAGCCCCUUUCCCCAAUGCUCCUCCUCUGAUGCCUCCACCUUUUAUGCCACCCCCUGGCCUUCCACCUCCAUUUCCACCAAUUGGACUUCCACCAAUAGGACAGAGACCACCAGCAAUGCCCCCAAUUCCACAUGCAAUGUUGCCACCUAUGAUCCCACCCAUGGCAGUACCGCCUCCCCUCUCUCAGCUCCCAAGUCUUGUGCCACCAAUGAUGCCGACUUUGAUGCUGCCAGCCAUAACGACCAGCACUACUACACAGGCGAUUGCUCCUGGAACAGAAGCUGUGAGCUCACCUGUGACUCAACCAGCUCCAACCACACAGAAAGCUGCGGAAGACAGCUCAUCCUCUCAAGACAUUCCAGUAAAGAAGUCUCUAUGGACUGAGCACAAAGCUCCAGAUGGGCGUACCUACUACUACAACACUGAAACCAAGCAGUCCACCUGGGAGAAGCCAGAUGAUCUAAAAUCCAAACCAGAGCUUCUUCUCUCACAAUGUUGCUGGAAGGAAUAUAAAUCUGACACAGGAAAGCCAUAUUACUACAACUCUCAGACGAAGGAGUCGCGCUGGACCAAGCCCAAAGACCUGGAGGAAUUGGAGGUGUUGAUAAAGCAAGAGGAAGACAGUAGAAUUGAUCAUGAAAGUAAGUCUGCAGCCUCCAGUCCUCGCUCUACUGCAGCUUUGUCUGACACUGAAAUGGCACCUACUGAAGAGGUAUUUAUGCUGCCGCCCAGUUUACCAGAGACAGCUAACACCAUUGAAACAGAAACGUCACAAGAGGAUGCCACAGUUAACCAGAAGGAGCUGAUUAAUAGCGAUAGCCUGCUAAUAGAAGAUAGCAAAGUGGAACCGGAGAAACAAUUUUAUCACUGGAGCACAAAAGAAGAAGCUAAGCAAUUAUUUAAAGAACUUCUGAAGGAUAAGGGUGUUCCUUCUAAUGCAUCUUGGGAGCAAGCAAUGAAAAUGAUUAUAAAUGAUCCACGAUAUAGUGCACUGCCAAAACUGAGUGAAAAGAAGCAGACAUUCAAUGCUUACAAGUCUCAGCGUGAAAAAGAAGAGAAGGAGGAAACUAGACUCAGGGCUAAGGAGGCUAAAGAGAAGCUGCAGAGUUUCUUAGAGCAGCACGAAAAGAUGACGUCAACCACACGAUACAGGAAAGCUGAGCAAAUGUUUGGAGAACAAGAAGUGUGGUCAGUUGUUCCAGAAAGAGAUCGCAAAGAAAUUUACGAUGAUGUACUCUUCUUUUUGGCAAAAAAAGAAAAGGAACAAGCAAAGCAGCUGAGGAAACGCAAUGUUCAAGCACUGAAAAAUAUCUUGGAUAAUAUGAGCAAUGUUAGUUUCCAAACAACAUGGUCAGAAGCUCAGCAGUACCUAAUGGAUAAUCCAAUGUUUGCUGAGGAUGAAGAACUGCAGAAUAUGGAUAAAGAAGAUGCACUUAUUUGCUUUGAGGAGCAUAUCCGAGCUCUGGAAAAAGACGAAACUGAAGAAAAGGAAAAAAGUCGGCUUCGUGAAAGGCGCCAGCAGCGUAAAAAUCGUGAAUCUUUUCAGGUGUUUCUUGAUGAGCUGCAUGAAACAGGACAGCUACACUCUAUGUCUACUUGGAUGGAGCUGUACCCGUCAGUAAGCACUGACACUCGCUUUUCUAACAUGCUAGGACAGACAGGCUCUACCCCACUUGAUCUGUUUAAGUUUUAUGUGGAGGAUCUGAAGGCUCGAUUCCAUGAUGAGAAAAAGAUCAUAAAAGAUAUUCUAAAGGAUCGGAACUUCAGUGUUGAGGUGAAUACUACAUUUGAAGACUUCGCACACAUUAUCAGUUUUGACAAGCGAGCGGCGACACUUGAUGCAGGAAACAUCAAGUUAACAUUUAAUAGUCUGCUGGAGAAAGCAGAGGCUCGGGAACGUGAGCGCGGAAAGGAGGAAGCUCGAAAGUUUAGAAGAAAGGAAGCUGCAUUUAAAAGCAUGUUGAAGCAAGCGGCUCCACCUCUGGAAAUAGACAGCAACUGGGAGGAUGUGCGAGAGCGUUUUGUUGGCGACAGUGCUUUUGACCAGAUUACAGUGGAAUCGGAAAGGAUCCGUCUGUUCAAAGAAUUUAUGCUGUCUAUUGAGUGUCCUUUUUUGCAGAAUGAAUGUCAGCAUCAUCAUUUUAAGAGCAAGAAACACUCCAAAAAAUCCAAAAAGCACCACCGCAAGCAUUCUCAGUCACCCAUCCCAGCAGAGUGGGGGAGGAAGAAGGUUCCAGACAUCUCUACAUGGGAUCCCACUGGAGCAGUGGAGAAAACAUCAGAGACAGAAGAGGAAAAUCACCAACAUCGCUCACAAAAAAGAAAAAAAAGAAACCAUUCAGAGUCAGGGUCUGACGUCUCCUCAUCAGGCGAUUCAGAACAUAGCUCCAGGAAAUCCAAGAGACAGAAAAAAAAGAGUAAGAAAAAGAGACACAAAUCGAACAGUCCUGAGAGUGAAACAGAGAAGGAAAAAGAGAGGAGUAAGAGAGAGCGAGAUCAAGAUAGUGAACAGACGAAAGAGAGAAUGAAAGACCGAGCCCAUGACCAAGAGACAGAGUCUGCAGACGGUCGCCUCAGAUUACUAAAACAGGCCUCACAGAAGGAGAAACAAGAAGUAGAGGACAGAUGGAUGGGAGAAAGGUGCAGGAUCUGACUACAAAGUUUGUUGACCGUUACCAUGGAUACACACAGGCUGGGACACAUCAGACAGCGAGCUCAGUGAAGGAGAACUGGAGAAGAGGCGACGAUGUUUACUGCAGCAGCUGGAUGAUGAUCAAUAGAUAGAUUUGGCUAUCACAAACUGGAGUGCUGCUGUGAUCAUACAUUUCAACUGUUUGAGCUGAGAGGUUUGGUUCUGUAGAAGUGUGGAGGUCUUGUAUAGAGAUAGUCCAAAAUAUAAAUGGGGUGCAUGUCCUUGACCAACAAUCAAAGCAUUUCUUUCAUUUGUAAAAGGAGAGCUGAAAUCAGUUGCCAGGCAGCAUCACUGUUAAUGAUUUGUACUAGUUUUUAGACACAAUUCCCAAUGUUCUAUGGCCAUAGCUAGAGAUGAGCGAAUUUCAUAUUGUGAAAUUCGUUCACGCUUUGUUUGGUGGUAAAAGCAGAAUUGCGUUAUGGAUUCCGUUACCAUGGACCAUAACGCAAUUCUAUAACAGAAUGCCUCCCCUGCAUAACUGAAACGGGAGGGAUACGUUAUGCAGGCCACAGACGGAAUGAAUAACGGAAUGCCUCUAACAUGAAAUUUGCUCAUCUCUAGCCAUAGCCAUGAGGCGCCUGCAGUUUUACACAGCAGUCAAUGAUUGAGGACAAGUUCGAUCACAGACUUAACUCCUCAGAUGCUGUAGUCGAUUGUGACCACUGUAUCUGAGUGCUCAUUUACCAGGAUCGCUAUUCUCUAAGUGACCGAAUGGCUCCCCCACGACAAGAUUGCAGGAGCCAUUCGGUUGCUAUAGCAGCCUUGGGCCUUCUGACGGCUCCAAGACCUGCCUUAGCAAAGUUCCUACCGGGCUUAAUAGGAACACAAUUAUUUUCCCAUAGACUGCAAUGGUAAGCAACUGCGGUCGGUUGUACAAACAAUCAGAUCACCACAUGUUAAAGUCCCUUAGGGGGACUAGAAAUACAUGUGAAAAGUAUAAAUGUAAAAGUAAUAUGAAAAUUCACAAAAAGAUAAGAAUUCAAACCCCCCUUUCCCCAUUUUACAAGUAUAAAUGUGUUUAUCCCAUAUGGUAAACAGCGUAAUGUAAAAAAAAAAAUCUAAAUGGACACUUUGGUUGCAUCACCUCCUUCAAAAAUUGAAUAAAGAGUUAUCAAAAAGUCCUACACACUCCAAAAUGGUAUUGAUGAAAUUUACACACAGCUCCGUAGUAAAUAUAAAAAAAAAGUUAUCUUGAUCAAAAUUUGGCCAUGCAAAGAAAAACCUUUUUUUUUUUCUUUAAAGUAUGAAAACGUAAGAAUCUUUAAAAAUUUGGCAUCUCUGUAAUUGUACUGACCCGCAGAAUGAAGAUAAGUCCGCUUUACUGCAUAGGGACUGCCAUAAAAACAAAACCCAUACAACAAUAGCAAAUUGUGUUUUUUUUUUUUUUUUCUUGAUUCCAACCCCAUUUAGUAUUUUUUCCAGCUUCCCACUAGAUCAUAUGCAAUAUUAAAUGGUGCCGCAAAAAAAUAAAAUAAAAAAUAAAACGCCCUCAUAUGACUGUGUGUGGAAAAAUAAAAAAAAGUUAUGGCUCUUGGAUGGCAGGGGAAAAAAACAAAAAUGGAAAAUCACUGUAUUAGGAAAAAGGUUAAUGAGGAUGGGCUGCAAUACCAGUCACAGCACUAGAGAGGCACUGUUUCUGGAUGAAAGCAGAGCUUUUUUUUUUAUCAUAGACAACCAAUUUAAUUCUGUUCUGCAAAACAUCAGCGAGUGUGAGGCUUUUACACAACUAGUCAUUAUCACUGUACAGUACUCAAUAAGGAUCGGCCUGAUAUGUUGUAUAGUGGAAAAUGUUUAUUAAAAAAGCCAAAAGAAA